Molecule: messenger RNA, 2199 nt
Organism: Cyphellophora attinorum
Lineage: Eukaryota; Fungi; Ascomycota; Eurotiomycetes; Chaetothyriales; Cyphellophoraceae
Exons: 3
Coding region: 1-2199 (732 amino acids)
Source: RefSeq, a predicted model, not a curated record
AUGGGCACACUCAUCUCACCCAAAUAUCCGUCGAUGGAGCGGCAGGACCUAACUCAAGGCCAGCUCGGUAGCUUCAAGUUCACACCUGUUGAUAUUGAGCAUGAGCAACGCAACAAUAUCUUCGGAGAAACGCCGAUGCUGUGGCAAGCACAAGCCAAGCUUAGAGCACGUCUCGAACAGCAACCGGCUCUGGAGGGCGUCGCAUGGGACAACGAGUAUCCUCGCAAGAAGAAUAAUAGGUUUGAUAGGACGAAAGGGUCGCCCUACGGGCCUCUCUCUCACGCAAGCCCCAGAUUCAUCAAUGACUACAUAAGUUCAGGCACUGAGGACACAGGAGUCAAAAUGGACGUUGUUGAGUCGCGCUCAUCCUUGAAUUGCAACAGUCCUGAGCGUCUUCACUACGUUCACCAAGCCAAUUAUCCUCCUUUCUACCCUUCUCAACCUCGUUCACACCUCCUGAGAUCGGCAAUGAAUCCCGAAGCCAGUGCCUUCGAUCCGAGUACGGCCUCAUCAGACUCCGGUCGUGAACACGAGGAUAACUACAGACUCUUCAAUAGCAGUCUCUGUCGGGCUCUUCAAGCCGAGCAACAAGCGCACGAAGAGGCUCUCGAGCAAGUGGACAAUGUCCUAGCCAAACUCCACACUCUCGAGAUUCAGUUCAAGACGGUAGUCUCUGACAACAAGAGCCUUGCAGCCACGAUCAAAGCGCUGUCAGCCAUUGUCAAGCACAACGAAAAGAAGAUCAAGGAACUUGAAGAUCGUGAGGCAGCUCAUUUGGCAGGCCACAGUGACAAAAGCGGCUCGAUGAAUGGCAAUGUGAACACUGCAGCGAUGAGCACCGGCCUUGAGACCGCUACGAAGAACCUUCCCAAUGACCUGCGCGGUUCCGACCCCAGCUUCGACUACGAUCAAGCCUCGCCUCUUGUCAAGCAAGUCAGUCCAGGGUCAGACCACUCCCGUAUCUUCGACCUCAAUCUUCUCGACACACGAAGCUCAAGCAAUCCGCAGACUGCAAACCUGAGUAGAGCUCUGCGCAAGCACUUCUCUGUCGACGAGACUUCCUCUGUGAGCUCGACUUCUGUCAAUAUUACUGUCGACAACGAGCAGAAUGCUGACGAAUUGAUUCACGUCUCUCCUCAGAAGCCGAAGACAGUGUCACAGUUGCAGGCCGAUGUGAGCAACACACUUGCUGCUGAGCCUGUGUCGACCCCAAGCCAAUCUACCAUGGCAAAGGCGGCUGGCAAACUAUUGUCCACCGACAAGCUAUGGUCCGCCGACAACGAGAUGCCAAAGCUUCCUGCUGCGUUCCUCAACACGUACACUCCUAAGAGGAAGGCUGCACCUGUUCCGCAGGAGCAGACGGAAAUGACGGCUCUACCCGAUCCAUCCCCAAAGAGCAGCGGUCCUGUUACUGUCAAAGUCGCUGCUCCGCUCAGCCUGUCCAUUCAUUGGAAAGUGACCAAAGAGAACCCGAUCUUCGACGACGAGCGCGACUGGACUGUCGGAUUCAAUUCGCAGCCCUAUCAGCGCAACCCUUCCCUCGAUGUCUUCUGGAAGCACCCUGUCCGCUUCAUGGAGUAUGGCGAUAACGACAAGAACAUCUUCCGCACUGUCAUGGUUGAUUACAUCCCAAAGGAUGCUACGUAUCAGGACGUUCUGGAACACAUCUAUGGUGGAUCACUGGAGAAGGUUGAACUUGUCCCUGCCGUCGGUCGCGAAUCCGAGCACAAGACUGCUCGUCUUGUCUUCAACACCGAGCUUGGUGCAAGCACUACCGCCAACUUUGCCCGCGACUACGGCAUUAAGAUCAAAGGAUACCCUGUGCGGGUCUGGCAAGUCCUCACACCUACCUAUCCCAAGAACAACCAACUGGAUCGAGAAGUCUUCGAAGACGCCUACACGCGCAUCUUGAUGAUCGACAAGGUCAGCGAACAAGCCGUGAACUCGCUCCCAGUCAAAUUGGCUACCUACAAGAAUCAGAUCGUUGAGAUUAGGUACACUUUCGAUCACUUUCCGAUGGUCGAAUUCACCAGCGUCGCGGCAGCUACUAACGCCUAUCGUCAUCUCGUACGGGAUCCUCUCUUCGCUGGCGCUGAAUUCGACUUCGAUCACGACUACUGUGAUGGGCGUGGUCUCGACGAGGUCGCCUUGAAGGAUCUCUGGGGUCCGGAACCCACGUCUCAGCCAGCAACGGAAUGA